AUUCUUUCUGAUCCUCCUUAACUAUGCUGGCAACAGAUUUCUCCUUGUGUCCUUUGGCUUCCCUUCUAAAUGUUUUUUUUUACCAUUUCAAGCUUCUGAUUUAUAUUCAUUACUAUCAACUUCCCCUGGUCCAUGGUUGAUUUGAUUUUCCUUCCUUCAUUCCAUGGCCCAUUUUUUGCCUCUAGAAUCAUAGACAUUUCCAAUGCUGUGCUGUCAUUGGCUUCCCACCCCGACUGCACUUUCUGAUCCUCUCUGCUGGGAGUUAAUGCUGAGCCAAACAGCAGUGUAACUGUGGGGUUUUGCUAGCAAGUGUUAGUCUCUCUCCAAGAGACGCAUUGCGUAGAUCAGCUCUUCCUAGGCACACAUGCCCCUCUUUCUAUUGGUGCUCUAAUCAUGAAGUCUUUCCAUACAGAGGUUUCCACAGGUUUGGAGGGGUGAGGCAAGCAAACAGCACAGUCACCACCAGUACCCUCCAUGUGGCCCCCUACUACCUUCUUCCAUAGGUUUCGGCUCUAUUCUCCACCAUGUGGGUGAACAGCGGGCAUUUGACCCUCCAUGCCAGAAAAGCAUUUUCGUCACUGUUUGCUCUGCAUCCUUGCGAAUAACUUCUAUUUGCUCUGUUUAAUGUUUAAUAGUGGACACUCAGCUUAAUAAUGUUAAGGCAAUAUAAAUAAAAGGCGAGGAGCUGUGCAGAUUAGAUGCAUCCAGCAGGAUCCUUUUGAUGGAACUGGAAUAGUUCCAAAGGAAAAUGAAGUCCAUUCUCUGCCUGUGUGUGUUACUUGUUGGGCUUCAUGCUGUUGUCUUGUCUCAUCAUGUACCUGACCACCACAGUGACCAGGAUGGUCAGACAGAUAUUAAUCCCCCACAGCAGCUUAGUCUGGUUGGAGGCAAUGUCGUAACUGAAAACAGGUCCUUUCUCCAAGUAGCUCCUAGCAAUGCUGACUUUGCAUUUAGAUUCUACAAACAGAUUAAAUCAGAAGCAGCUGACAAGAACAUUUUCUUCUCUCCUCUGAGCAUCUCCACUGCCUUUGCAAUGCUGACGUUAGGUGCCAAGUCAACCACUCUGAGUCAAAUUCACAAAGGACUCUCCUUUAACCUGACAGAGAUUGAGGAGAGGGAGAUACAUGAAGGUUUUCAUCAUCUCAUCCAGAUGUUAAACCGUCCUGACAGUGAGAUCCAGCUGAAUAUGGGAAAUGCCCUUUUUGUAGAUGAUCGACUGAAACUACUAGAGAAGUUUUUGGCUGACGUCAAAAUUCUGUAUGAGUCUGAAACUUUUCCUAGUAACUUCCAGAAUUCUGCAGCGGCUGAGAAACAGAUCAAUGAUUACAUAGAGAAGAAAACCCAUGGGAAAAUUGCCAACUUGGUGAAGGGUCUUGAUUCGCUCACUGUAAUGGUUCUUGUCAACUAUAUUUUCUUUAAAGCUCAUUGGGAAAAUCCUUUCAGUAAUUUGAAUACCCAGGAAGAUGACUUUUUUGUGGAUGCCAAAACAUCUGUUAAAGUUAAUAUGAUGAACAGUGAAAAAUAUUAUCCCACUCACCGUGAUGAGGAGCUGUCUUGCUGGGUGGUUGAAAUCCCAUACGAAGGAAAUGCUGCUGCAUUAUUUAUUUUGCCUGAUGAAGGAAAAAUGAAGCAGGUGGAGGAGGCUCUGUUGAAAGAGACUGUGUCUAAAUGGACAAAAUCACUUCAACAAAGAGAAAUCGACCUGUAUAUUCCAGCAUUCUCUGUAUCUGGUACCUAUGAUGUGAAAGAGCUGUUUCAGAAAAUGGGUGUGAUCGAUGUGUUCACUGAUGAAGCUGAUCUGUCUGGAAUCACGGAGAAAGCUAAACUGAAGGUGUCGAAAGUUGUUCACAAGGCCCUGGUGGAUGUUCAUGAGAAUGGUACCGAGGCUGCAGCAGUCACUGUGAUGGAGAUUACACUACUAUCUGCUGUAUUUCCUCCUCCUCCUACUAUUAAAUUCAACAGGCCCUUCCUGAUGAUGAUUCUUGAUAAACCCACCCGAAGCAUCCUCUUUAUGGGGAAAAUCAUAAACCCUACUGAAAAAUAACUGUCCCGCCACUCUGCAUGCCCCAGUGAUUUGAAUGAGUGAUGUGCAAAUUCUCAUGAGCAUGUGCAUAUACAACAGACAACUUGGUGCUAGUGACCGUAACUGAAUUGUAAUUGACAUAAAUUCCACACAAAUAAAACAGGACUGUGGUGUCUUCAUGUCUACAGACAGCC
This is a messenger RNA of Malaclemys terrapin pileata, 2217 nucleotides long. Its product is annotated as alpha-1-antichymotrypsin-like. Gene Ontology annotation, biological process: negative regulation of endopeptidase activity. The record is from RefSeq and is a predicted model, not a curated record. Bases 749 to 2044 code for a protein of 431 amino acids. Gene Ontology annotation, molecular function: serine-type endopeptidase inhibitor activity. The transcript is spliced from 5 exons. NCBI's taxonomy places the organism in Eukaryota, Metazoa, Chordata, Testudines, Emydidae.